GCGUUGCCAGCACAACUGACGCUGGCUUGCUGAUGAACUGAUGUCCCACUCGCAGCUCGCGUCUUGCUGUGCAGACUUACUUACGCUUCCUUAGCUGCGUCAUUGUCCUUCAAGCACGGAAGCUUUCACACAGCCAUACGCAGUCGAAAUACCGUGCAUUGCUCAGCGUCCGAUUCGCGUGUGACCCCGCGUCGGCUCCUGAAUCUACGGUGCCCGCUGCUUCCCGUGUCGAUUCCGCGCUUCGCUGCUCCUCUGCUCCACUGGUUCUUCCGAGCUCGUGAGGUUCCUAUCAUCCGUCUCGUCUACUCUCCUGCGGUUCUCGUCUACUAAGCGUCAGCGAUGACGUCAACGAUGGAAACCCCCAGUUCCGCUGUCCUACCUCCUCGCAAUCUAUCUGCUAAUCCAGAAUUGGGACCCUUAUCCUCCAAGAUACUUCCCCACCUCUUCAAGCUCUAUGGCUGCUCGGCAAGAGCUGAGGAUUUUGAAUUUUACUCUCCGGAUGCGAGGUUCGACGAUCCCCUUAUGUCAGCUCAUGGGUUGAAUCAGAUCAAGUCAGCCUUUUACUCCAUGCAAGUGCUUUUUCAAGAAGGGAGAAUCGUGGAGUACUCUAUAGAGGAGACAUCAACAGGAGAAGGCUCAGGUCUAGUGGUCAUGGACAAUAAGCAGAAUUACAAGGUCUGGGGCAGGCCCUUCGAUGUCGACUCAAGGAUCCAACUCAAGGUUGAAGGAGGGAAGGUGGUUCACCAUGAAGAUCUAUGGAACAAGAAGCCUCUAUGGUCUGAUCCUUCCAAUGGCAUUUUUGGAUGGUUGGGUUACUCCUGGCGGCGUGGCGCUAUGAUCACGACAGAUGUGCUCAUGGGUAGAGGAAAAGAUCCAAAAGGGAGGUCAUAGCUGCAGUGCGGGUGGGGAGACUUGCUGCAGCCUGCUAUGGCAUUACAACUAGGGUCUCAGAUAUUAGACGAAAUCGGUCUGAUGGUCUGAAAGUCAGACCUGUUUUUUUCCUUUCAUCUGAUUCUUUUACGGGCUAAAUUAAUUCGUCUGGUCGUCCACAUAAGCCAUAAGAUUAC
This is a messenger RNA of Closterium sp. NIES-67, 1067 nucleotides long. The record is from the annotation of a GenBank genome assembly. NCBI's taxonomy places the organism in Eukaryota, Viridiplantae, Streptophyta, Zygnematophyceae, Desmidiales, Closteriaceae.